GUGGAUGUUCUUGCUGACGUGUCAGAUCCAGGUUGUCUCGAGGGGAUUCCACGAACUCUGGACGCCCCUGGUCCAAACACAAGGCGUCGACCACUUCCGCCAUUGAGCGCAAUGCAGUGCGGGGGUACCGUGCAACUGUAACAUGUUGCUUGUCCGACUCCACGCCACUGCCGGCAGAAUCGAUUGCUGUCCUGCGAGAGAGUCUGAAGUUUUGAGGCUCGAGGUCAUUUAUUGGCGAAAGAAGAUUUGUGGCAGAAUCGGAGGAUGCGGUAGAGCAGGGAAAGAGCAAGAUGUUUGGAAGUCUGGAAUUCUUUCUGCCGUAGAGUUCAAGAUCUGAGAGGGCGGUGAUCCAGUUCUCUUCGUGUUCCGAGAUUCGAGAUUCGACAGAGAGGGAGGGAGAGAUGGGGGGAACGGCAGCACCAGCGUUGGAAUUGAGCAAGCGGCCUAUCGACUUGUUGAUAGGGACGUUUUUCCUGAUUCAUUUGCCGAUCAUGCUGCUCAUAGAUUUGCAGGUUUUGGUUCCCAGGCACUUUUUCCCCACCUUCGCUCAAGAGCUGCUGAAUUGGCAUAUCGAGAACUCUGGGGACUUCUUGAUGGCCAACCCUCCUCUUUAUUUCAAGUCCUUCGUUUACGCCGAGUAUGCCAUUCAGUUGCCCCUCCACGUUGCCAAUGCUUACGCCUUUCUCCGAGGAAAAAGGUGGGGACGAAUGACAGGCAUCAUCUACGGGGUGCACGUCGCCACAACCAUGAUUCCAAUUCUCGCAGACAUUCUUGCGAGCGAUAGCCCCAAGCGCAAUAAUCUGCUGGGCGUAUACGUACCGUACCUUCUGAUCCCGCUCCUCGUAGUUGCCCGGCUCCUUCCUUUCUCGGACCCGUUUGCUCCGAAAUCCGGCACCGCUUCCGACAAGCCGAAAACCACUUGACGGCUGCGUUAGAGUGUAAGGACAGGACGCAUGUAGGCUUUGCGGCAAGGUUUCCGUUUGGACCAGCGUCAGUGCGGCACCUUAGCAACGCCGGACGUUUUUCACGGAGAAGACAUUCCGGUCGUAUGUGAAAUUAUGCGGAAUACGGAAUUAUGCGGAUUUGUGUGAAUCUCGUCUCAUGUUGCGAACUUCUGCGGGUCUGCUGUCGUCGUGUCGUCCCCCGAUGAUUCCGUUUCCCGAGCAAAUCCCAAACCGCUCCAGAAAACUCGAUUGCUCGUGCGACCAUUCGCAAUACGUUGAAACCCGAACUCUCGAAUGGGACUAGCAUCACGAACUGGUAAAGACGCGUAAAAGAUGAACUUUCCUGGAAAUUUUUAGGAAUUCAUUGUAGAUUAUUGAAGGUUCUGAGGUAGCUCAAACGGUUUUGUCUCGAUAAUCAAGAUAAGCAGUAGAUCAGAGUUAGCCCCAUGGUGAUAAAAUUUCUGUAAGUCAAAGUGUCUUCAAAAUGUCGAACGGAAAGGAUGCAUCGGUUACGCUUAAAUAGAUAAGAACGAACAAAAAACGCCUCUGAGAAGUAGCCACAAAGAAAAAAAUGGAAAAAUAGAAAAUUUGUGAUCCUAAAGCCGCAAAGAUGCAUAUAUAUAAAACUUGGCAAAGCCGGUCGAUUCUAAUUCAAAACUUUAAUCAAAGUUGUAUUGAAGGCAAAGGAACAAGAGAAAUAUUCCAUCCUUUAAAAUAUAUGAAGGAAA
Molecule: messenger RNA, 1672 nt
Organism: Marchantia polymorpha subsp. ruderalis
Lineage: Eukaryota; Viridiplantae; Streptophyta; Marchantiopsida; Marchantiales; Marchantiaceae
Source: the annotation of a GenBank genome assembly